CGUGUUGCUGGGGCGGCACGGCAUAUCGUGCCCUAAGGCGCAUUCCAAUGGACAUCGAUGGCUCUGCUCCAAACUUGAGGCUCGAAUCGGAACUUAAACGUCAGCGCCCGUUCCGUGCGGCUGUAAUAUUGCAAAAUGGCACCAGAGAAACAGUUCCUACGCACCAGGACCUGCCAGACUACCUCAUAUGCUACCUCGCGCUGCGUAUACCUGCGGUUGCUUUCAAUGUCCCGGUGGAGAUCAGCACAGGAGAACUGCGCAGGCAGCUCACUUCGACGAACCCUCACAUCUCUCUAUUGUACCUUGAUUCUCCGAUCACAUGGCCAUCACUCGAACGCUCUAGUCUUGACGAAACUCGCAUAGCCACGGACAGCUGACGAGAACGUCUAGGACUCAACUCUGGUGCGGCCUCGGUGUUAGCCAGCCGCCACCUUCCUGUCUUGUGGGUGCGAGGAGUGAGAGGCCCCUUACAGCCACAAACGACUGGGGAAUACAAUACUACAGGUGCGUAUUUACGUGAUUUCCGCCCUUGCAUACUCGGCCGCUCCGUUUCCAGGUGCCUCCCUGCGGCUUUCAGCCGUUGCUUCGCGCUCGUCCCAUCCGACACGUUGAGCACGUUCCACUGGAAGUGCUGUCGGUCGGCCACUUCCAAAAGAAUGCUUUAGUCUCGGUAAACUUUGCAUGGUCGUGAACAACUGAUUAUUUCCUUCGUCAUAUGUAGGUCCAUUAUUUGAUACCAUGCACGUUCUUCGGGGCAGACUGUUCAGUGGAUAUAUUAUGCUAGCAAACUUCGAGGCAUCCUGUGUAUGCCGCUAACCAUAAUCGACUAAGUUGC
This is a messenger RNA of Laetiporus sulphureus 93-53, 835 nucleotides long. RefSeq lists its product as uncharacterized. Lineage: Eukaryota; Fungi; Basidiomycota; Agaricomycetes; Polyporales; Laetiporaceae. The transcript has 2 exons. The record is from RefSeq and is a predicted model, not a curated record. Bases 48 to 377 code for a protein of 109 amino acids.